Molecule: messenger RNA, 2096 nt
Organism: Aspergillus fijiensis CBS 313.89
Lineage: Eukaryota; Fungi; Ascomycota; Eurotiomycetes; Eurotiales; Aspergillaceae
Product: FMN-dependent alpha-hydroxy acid dehydrogenase
Exons: 4
Coding region: 293-1768 (491 amino acids)
Molecular function (GO): oxidoreductase activity; heme binding
Source: RefSeq, a predicted model, not a curated record
UUUGCUAUGCGGUUUCCCAUGCGGCUAAGGUUACUCCGCAUUGAUGUUACCCCGAGCCAUGCAGACUGGUCGAUCUGGGGAUAUAUUACUACUGAUGGAGUCCCUUCCCUGGAUGUUUGUCUUCGGUUGCCCUUGAGGAACUUAAAUUGCAAAACUUGAGUUGCAAUCAUAUUGGAACGCAACACAGUGGCAGAUACAACCACCAAGCACUUCUCCCUGGUAAUUGGCGCCCGGAUAUCCAAAAUCUCAUCUUGCGUGUUUCUGUCUGGCCUUGCUUGACAGUGAGAAGAAAAUGGCGGUCAAGAAGCUCUUGUCUACAGAGCAGAUCUCUCAGCACAGUUCACCCGAUGACUGCUGGAUUGUUGUGGAUAAUCAAGUAUGGGACAUGACAGAUUUCUUAGAAGAGCAUCCAGGAGGCCCAACAGUUAUCCUGAAGCACGCGGGUCAUGAUGCUACCAAAGCAUACUCAGAGGUGCAUGCCUCGAAUUUAAUCAAGACGAAGCUGUCAGCAGAGAGGCAUAUGGGUGUUCUAGAUGAGGCCACGAUUAACGAUGAAUGGCUGAAGCCACCACCUACUGCAAGCCCGCAGAUGGUUCUCCAAAAUGAAAAGCCACCGUUGCACACCUUGAUCAACUCCCAUGAUUUCGAAGUGGUGGCAUCUUCAACGGCCAGCAAAAAGACCUGGGCGUUCUAUUCCAGCGCCUCGACUGACCUGAUAACGCGAAACGCCAACAAAUCGUGCUUUGACCGCAUCUGGCUUCGGCCACGAGUACUGAGGAAUGUGCGGUCUGUCAACACGAGAACCAAGUUCCUUGGACUUGAGACGAGCCUCCCACUAUUUGUUAGUCCGGCGGCCAUGGCCAAGCUCAUUCACCCAGACGGAGAGCUUGCCAUUGCGAGGGCCUGCGAGAGCAAAAAGGUCUUUCAGGGAGUGUCUAACAACUCAUCGUAUACUCUCGAGGAGAUUCAAGAGGCUGCGCCAUCAACGCCCCUUUUCUUCCAACUAUACGUUAACCGCGACCGGGAGAAGUCAGCUUCGCUUCUCCAUCAAUGCUCCGCCAAUCCGAACGUCAAGGGCAUCUUUGUGACCGUCGACGCUGCCUGGCCCGGUAAAAGGGAGGCGGAUGAGCGUGUCAAGGCGGACGAGGAUCUAACCGUUCCCAUGGCACCUUCGAAAGCGAAGAAUGACAAGAAGGGCGGCGGUCUCGGUCGUGUCAUGGCCGGUUUCAUUGAUCCAGGUCUGACGUGGGAGGACUUGGCAUGGGUGCGGCAGCACACUCACCUGCCCGUGUGUCUGAAAGGCGUCAUGUCUGCCGAUGAUGCUAUUCUGGCCAUGGAGGCCGGCCUUGAUGGGAUUCUUCUGAGCAAUCACGGAGGCCGGAACUUGGACACCAGCCCACCGUCCAUCAUCACUCUACUCGAACUCCACAAGCGGUGUCCGGAGAUCUUCGACAAGAUGGAAAUCUACGUUGACAGUGGCAUUCGUCGCGGAACGGAUAUUCUCAAGGCGAUCUGUCUGGGAGCAACCGCCGUGGGCAUGGGGCGGAGCAUGCUCUUCGCCGCUAAUUAUGGCCAGGACGGCGUUGAGCAUUUGAUUGAUAUCAUGAAGGAUGAGCUCGAGACAGCAAUGCGCAACGUUGGAAUUACUAGCCUGGAUGAAGCAGGCCCACAUCUCGUCAAUACAGCAGACAUCGACCAUCUCGUCCCCAAUUCUGCCUCCCACCCGUAUGCACGUAAAGUUGCAAAAGGGCGGCGCUCGAGACUAUGAAGCCACAUUUAGGUCGAGUAUGGUGCGGUCAGUGUCUUCUCGUUUUAUCGGUUCGGUGACGGUUUCCUGUGAGGCAAUAAGAGCCACUGUGAUAAUAUCUCUCAUGCGUUGACGGUCCAAAUCCCUACUAGCUACAAUAUAUCUGAUUAAACCCAUUUUGCCCUCAGCUAAGGUGUUUCAUUCGAGGUUUCUACACCGUUCAGCAAGCCUCUCAUAUGGAUCAACAUAAGCCACUCCAAGAGCCCGAGCUAACAUGGCACUUGCUAUCUUUGUACCUCAGUUUCAAGGAUUGCGCUACUAGAAACCUUGAAGACCACGCGCAUCUCGC